AUGUCUGAAUUGCCGAUAACAGUUACAAGACGGCGCGUUGCUGGUAAUUCACACGACAACGAAACCAACUUUAGCUCUUCUCCAGAAGAAACAAAGGAGCACAAUCCGUAUACGAGUCCUUUCUCAUCCUUUUCAAACCUUUCAACAUCGCUUUGGAACUCUGCACGGCAUACACUUACACCAGUCUCCUCUGCACCGUCAUUUGCGUACGCCUACAAUACUCUCCCGUCAAACGAUUCGUCCAGCUCGCUGAAUUCAUUAGUUAACUCUCCGCCACCAGCAGCCUUCUUCGAAAUGCCUCAACGUGAUCGUACGGCCGAAUUUCGUACAACUGCCAAGUCAUACCAGAUGAAAAUACAAGCAAAUGGACGUAUUUCACAAAAUGAACACCCCAAUCACCUUGUUCAACAGUCUGUGCAAUUCAACCAACUUGCAAAGCGUAUCGGUCGUGAUUUGAGUCAUACGUGCGCAAAAAUGGAGAAAUUAACGGAACUGGCCAAAAAACGUUCGCUAUUCGACGAUCGCAUGGUCGAAGUGGAAGAAUUAUCCCAAAUAAUAAAACAGGUUAUUAGUUUGAUAUGA
Molecule: messenger RNA, 582 nt
Organism: Anisakis simplex (herring worm)
Lineage: Eukaryota; Metazoa; Nematoda; Chromadorea; Rhabditida; Anisakidae
Source: the annotation of a GenBank genome assembly